ACACACAUUAGGUAAGCAAAGCACAAUUUAUAAAAAUGUCUGGGAGAGGUAAAAAUAAAACUCAGCGUAUGACAAUGUCUAGUCGUGCUGGAACUUUGUUUCCAGUUGCUCGAAUUCGUCGAUAUUUGCGAGGCUGUACAUCUAAGAUGCGAGUUGCAGUUGGUGCUCCAGUAUAUCAGGCAGCAGUAAUGGAGUAUCUUUCUGCUGAAAUUCUUGAGUUAGCUGGGAAUGCUGCACGUGACAAUAAGAGAAACAGAAUAACACCAAGACACAUUCUUCUUGCUAUUGCAAAUGAUGAGGAGCUUAAUAAGCUUUUAAAAAAUGUUACAAUUCCAUCUGGUGGUGUAAUGCCUCAUAUUCAACCUGAAUUACUUAAAAAAAAGGAUGGUGGCAAGUUUGUUGUGUCUAAUCAAGAGAAAUUUAAGCCUCAAGUGCUUAAACCAUUAAGCCCUGGAAUUCCUAAAAAAAAGAAAAUCGAGAAAGAAUUUGUUAAGACUGCUACUAAAAAGGCUUUAGAAGCAUCAACAAGUAAAAAAGUUGAAAAGCCCAAGAAAACAAAUGUAAAGUCUGAUCCAGUGUUUGCUGUUUUAUCUGAGAAGAAUCUUUAUCUUGGUCAAAAGCUGACAGUUGUUCAAGGUAAUAUUGCUGAAAUGAAGUGUGAUGCUCUCAUUCAUCCAACUAAUGCUACUUUUAACACGACUGGGGAAGUAGGAAGUGCUUUAUUGAAAGUUGGUGGAGAAGAGCUGAAAAAAGCAAUUAGUGCUUUGCAUAGUUCUCAUGGAGACCUUGCAAUGUCAUCAGCUUUACUUGGCGAUAGUGUGAACUUAAAAGCUAAACAUAUAAUCCAUGUACAUAGUCCUACUUAUGUUAGUGGAGGUAGCUCCGAGGAAGAUCUUGAGAACGUUGUGAAGAACGCUCUUACUCUCGCCGAUGAAAAAAAUGUUGCAGUCAUUGCUUUUCCUUCUAUUGGUAGUGGAAUUAAUAGCUUUCCGAAACAAUUAGCUGCCCAGACGAUUUUAAAAGCAAUAUCAAAUUAUUUUGUUACUGUCGUUUCAUCGUCUUUGAAACAGAUAUAUUUUGUUCUCUAUGAUAUGGAAAGCAUUGGUGUAUAUACGACAGAGCUAGCCAAGCUAGGUUAACUUGUUUGCUAUGUUUAUUACUCAGCAGGGUUAUACUUAACUAAAGAUAAGGAUUUUAAUCUAUUUUAACGAACUAUUAGGAUUUUAACAAACUUUAUUUUUAUGGUAUUCUGUUUUCUUUCUGUAUUGAUAUGGUAUCAACAUUAAAAAUAACCUGCUAACAAUGA
Molecule: messenger RNA, 1306 nt
Organism: Hydra vulgaris (swiftwater hydra)
Lineage: Eukaryota; Metazoa; Cnidaria; Hydrozoa; Anthoathecata; Hydridae
Product: core histone macro-H2A.1
Biological process (GO): heterochromatin formation
Cellular component (GO): nucleosome; chromatin
Molecular function (GO): protein heterodimerization activity; structural constituent of chromatin; DNA binding
Source: RefSeq, a predicted model, not a curated record